Messenger RNA from Hyaloscypha bicolor E, 1545 nucleotides. RefSeq names its product AP endonuclease. Bases 1 to 1545 code for a protein of 514 amino acids. Gene Ontology annotation, cellular component: nucleus; mitochondrion. The record is from RefSeq and is a predicted model, not a curated record. NCBI's taxonomy places the organism in Eukaryota, Fungi, Ascomycota, Leotiomycetes, Helotiales, Hyaloscyphaceae. Gene Ontology annotation, molecular function: DNA-(apurinic or apyrimidinic site) endonuclease activity; zinc ion binding; phosphoric diester hydrolase activity. The transcript is spliced from 2 exons. Gene Ontology annotation, biological process: base-excision repair.
AUGUCUCGCAGAACGACCCGCAAGAUCGAUUACACGGAAUUGGACGAAGAAAUCAUCGAGACGGCCGUCGUCCCGGUUUCCACGCCCAAAAAAGUUCGUAAAGCAGUGACGGUUGUGUCCACUGAAGUGGUCACCCAAGCCGAGAAGACGACACCUACAAAAGGCUACAAAAAAGUUAAGGCAGAAGCCGACUCGGAGGAGGAAGAUACCGCAGCGCCUGCGAAGUCUCCAGCAAAGGCCAAGGUCAACAAAGUGAAGGCCAAGACUGCCCUCGAGGGAGAUCCAGCAUCGAAACCAAAGAAGGCCCCUGCGAAACGCAAGGCCAAAACAGAGGACGACGACGAGGAGGAGGGAGCCGACGACAAUAAGGUCAAGAAGAAGAGGAAGACAAAGGAAGAAAAGGAAGCUGAAGCAAUGCCGCUCGCUGAAAGGACCGCGAUUGGAGCUCUGAAGAAAGCUAUGCACAUCGGGGCUCAUGUCAGUGCGGCUGGUGGUGUACAAAAUUCUAUAAACAAUUCCCUUCAAAUCGGUGGAAACUCCUUCGCUCUGUUUCUCAAAUCACAGCGUAAAUGGGCCAGCCCUCCCCUCGCCCCCGAAGCUCGCGACCAAUUCAAAGCAUUCUGCGCAGAGCACAAAUACGAUGCUGGAAAGCAUGUCCUUCCACACGGCUCAUAUCUUGUCAAUCUUGCCCAAGCCGAACCUGAGAAGGCCGAUCAAGCAUAUACGUGUUUCGUGGAUGAUCUCCAAAGAUGUGAGGCACUAGGUAUUAAACUUUACAACUUUCAUCCCGGCAACACAGGGAAGAACCCACGUCCGGAGGCCAUUGCACGAAUUGCUGCCCAGCUAAAUAAAGCACAUAAGGCAACUAAGACUGUGGUUACAGUGCUCGAGAACAUGGCUGGGGGUGGAAAUGUGAUUGGUUCCACAUGGGAGGAUCUUCGGGACAUCAUUGCUCUCAUCGAGGACAAAUCGCGUGUCGGUGUUUGUAUCGACACCUGCCACACUUUCGCCGCAGGGUACGAUCUGAGGUCACCCGAGGUAUUCAAGAAAACGAUGGACAACUUUUCAGCCGUGGUUGGGAUGCCAUAUCUGAAAGCUCUCCAUCUCAAUGAUAGCAAAGCUCCAUUUGCAUCACAUCGGGAUCUGCACGCGAAUAUCGGAACUGGAUUUCUUGGACUGAGAGCCUUUCACAAUGUUCUAAAUUUCACCCCUUUCCAAGAUCUUCCAAUGGUUCUCGAGACACCUAUCGAGAAGAAGGGCACAGAUGGCAAGGUUGUCGAGGACAAAUCAGUGUGGGCCACAGAGAUCAAACUUCUGGAAGGCCUCAUUGGUGCAGAUCCGGAUACUGAGAAUUUCAAAACAGAGGAACAACGCCUGCAAGAUUUGGGGGCCGAGGAGCGGAAGAAGUUUCAAGGUCAGGCGGACAAGAAACAGCAAAAGACCCUCGACUCGAUGUUCAAGAAGGCAUCCCCGAAGAAAAAGAAGAAUGCCAAGACGGAAGAUGAUGGUGACUCUGAUGCCAGCGAGGGAGGAUGUAGUCAUUGA